GUCCUCUAACAUAUUUUUUUACAUGGGCAACACAUAUCGGCGUGGGUUUUGGUGAACGAUUGUUGGCGUGGGUUGAUUCAUAACAAUUUACGUAUAUUUUUAACGAAAACUGGACGAAAAACUGAAAAGACGAUUAAAUUAUUAUAUUAUGGUAAGGAGUUGGAGUCAUUCAGAGCACACUGAAUAACACAGGCCGGCGCGAUGUCGCAGCAAUACAGCCUCAGGUGGAAUAACCACCAGCCGAACUUCAUAUCCAUGUUCACGACGCUGCUGAACACGCAGACCCUGGUGGAUGUGACCCUAGCGGCAGAGGGCAAGCAUUUGCAGGCGCACAAAAUCGUGCUCUCGGCGUGCAGCACCUACUUUCAGGCGCUAUUCGUCGAUAACCCAUCGCAGCACCCUAUCGUGAUCCUCAAAGAUGUGAGCUUCGCAGACCUGCGGACCAUGGUGGACUUCAUGUACUGCGGGGAGGUCAAUGUUACCGAGGAGCAGUUACCCCAGGUGUUAGACACAGCGAAGCACCUAAAGAUCAAAGGGCUCACCGAGAUGCCGGAGACGACCUCCCUCACCCGCUCGCAAGGCAACGAGUUGCAGUCGCAGGCGGACUCGCUGGACUCGAACCGGCACUCGGCCUCGCCCGCCACCUCGCCCAACACCAAACGGAAAAGGUACGGAAUACGCAGAAAAAGCUCAACCGGUUCCACGUCGCUGAACAUGGUCGAGGAGCACCGGGAGGAGCAGCAGGAACCUGCGCGGGAGUCGGUCACGCUCAGCAGCCUGCCGAGGAGGCGCGAGUACGAAGACACGCAUCAGACAUCUCUCAACACCGAUCCCCACAUGAACGUGGAACCAUUGCCUAUGGAGGGGGGGUCCGCCGGUCUACCGCAAGGGGCCCAGUGGAGUAUGAUGGACACGUACCCCCGAUACUCCAACGCGUGUCUCGGCCUCCAACACGACCCGGCCAUGUACAUGGGCAACGUCAUCAACCAGCACAUGGAGAACGACAUCAACGAGUACGCACAAGCGGUAGGCGUCACAGGGCCCAGCCCCGGCCCCAGCUGCGUCCCCGAAGCGCAAGUCACUCAAGAACAGACCCCCCAACAACCCAAGAGACGCCGAGCCACCAACCCGCAGUCCGAAGAAAACUUCCAAAGGGCAUUAGAAGCCGUGCGCUUCGGCGGCAUAGGCUUCUGCAAGGCCGCUAGAAUGUUCGGAGUCAACAACAGAACGCUAUGGCUCGAAUACAAGAAGAAAGGCUACCCCAACAACAGACCCAGCAUCAAAUCCCGCAUCAAACGCGAGCACACCACGCCCCCGCCUGAACACAAAGAGGACCCGCCGCUACAGGAACAGCAAAUGGUCCUCUGCCCCCCGCACCCGGUCCCUGUAGGCUUCAUCGACUCCCGACCCUUGGACUUCAACCUACAAGGCGUCCCGCACAACUCCCCCCUCAACAUCCUAGGGGUGAACUUCAAUAACAUGCAAUAGAAUACCGCGUGCGGGGCUCCCAUCGAAGAGUAUCACUUGUGACAAGAGUGGGCGGGCGAGCCACCGGCCACCCCGCCGAGAGUCCCGCGCUACGACUUAUAUACGCACAUGCUGAUGUAAAUAGUUACAGAUAAGG
This is a messenger RNA of Cydia amplana, 1624 nucleotides long. Its product is annotated as protein bric-a-brac 1-like. The transcript has 9 exons. Gene Ontology annotation, molecular function: protein binding; DNA binding. The record is from RefSeq and is a predicted model, not a curated record. Gene Ontology annotation, biological process: regulation of transcription by RNA polymerase II. Gene Ontology annotation, cellular component: nucleus. Lineage: Eukaryota; Metazoa; Arthropoda; Insecta; Lepidoptera; Tortricidae. Bases 202 to 1488 code for a protein of 428 amino acids.